GACACAUGUAGGAGGUAUGUUCUUCUUUUCCUAUCUGAUGAUGCAAUGUGCAGUCAGAAAUGAUCUCCAGAAAUUCUGGCAGUUCAACGUAAUGUAUCUGCUGCUGUUCAUUUCAUUCAGUUUCUGUUCCACUGUGCUGAGUGCGGCAGUGACACCUCCAUGUAGCACUGUAUACAGGGGCUUUGCUGAUUGUCUGGUCAGUCUUGGUGACAGUGUGAGCUCCAAGACUGACAACCCACAGGACAUCAACUCUAUCUGCAAAUCAUGGGAUGCCUUCCAGGUGUGUGUGAGUGAUGUGCUGUCAGGUUGCCGUGGUGAUGCAGCAGAGAUUUGGGAAUCUUUGAGGGCAGAGUCCCGGAAAACCACUUUUGCUGGGAACCUCUAUGAGAUGUGUGCCAGACGUACGGAGGCUGUCACUGCAACCACUCCUCAGGGUCUUCCCAGUACUGGUGAAACCAAUCAGGAAACCCUUAAAGGACUUGCUCAUUCUGUCAAACACACAGGCAGCAUAGAGCUACUCCUAACAUGCUUCUCUCUUUUCCUGCUUCUGCUUCGGAGAGCAUCUCUUUAACUAAGCUGAACUGAUGCCAUUGCCUAAUGUAAGUGCAGCAGGCAAAUAUGACUCAUUUAAUUUAUUUCAUUGUGUAAUCUUGUUGGUAUGUUGAUUCUCCACAUGUUGGAGAAAAACAUGUGACCUGUUUUACAAAAAUAUUUUUAUAUAUGUAAUUCAGUAAUGUUCUAUACUCAAAUCUUAUUAUAUCAAAUGUACUUUUCUACAUUGUUACAUGUUUGAAGUUUGUGUCAGAAGACCACAAAAUUGUAAUUUCAGGUUUUUUAUGUGUGUUUGGUAAAU
Messenger RNA from Triplophysa dalaica, 853 nucleotides. It is a transcript of the gene nrn1lb, whose product is annotated as neuritin 1-like b. The transcript is spliced from 3 exons. Gene Ontology annotation, cellular component: plasma membrane. The record is from RefSeq and is a predicted model, not a curated record. Gene Ontology annotation, biological process: neuron projection extension; nervous system development. The coding region runs from base 17 to 571 and encodes 184 amino acids. Lineage: Eukaryota; Metazoa; Chordata; Actinopteri; Cypriniformes; Nemacheilidae.